Messenger RNA from Penicillium pulvis, 1152 nucleotides. RefSeq lists its product as uncharacterized. The transcript has a single exon. The coding region runs from base 1 to 1152 and encodes 383 amino acids. Lineage: Eukaryota; Fungi; Ascomycota; Eurotiomycetes; Eurotiales; Aspergillaceae. The record is from RefSeq and is a predicted model, not a curated record.
AUGGAGACAGCCUCAAGCAUGGCUCCCACCACCAACCACCGAGAGUCAUGGGAUUCUCUUUCCUCCACCUUUGCCCAUCUCGAGGUUUCAUUCUCGCACGACAGCUGCUACGGCUCGGAUGAGGUGUCGGUCUCGUCGAAAACCACUGCCCCGCUCCAAUCUAGCGCUUCUACUUUCACGGCUAAACGCGACGAACCAUCUCUACAUCCGUUCCUGAAAUCCAUCCUCAAGAACUCUACCACCAAUGUACAGGAUGAGGAAUCCGAUACCGAUUCCGAGUCCGGUUAUGAGUCGGAUGAUAUUGAACUUGAUGACUACGACGCUCUAUCCGAAGACGAGGAUGAUGACGAUGACAUGUCUGACUUCUCCGUCUGGGAUGAUGAAACUGAGCAUAACGUUCCCGAAACUCAUCGAGACCACACUGAUUCAUUCGACGACUCUUUCAUCGGAUUUGAGAGUCUCUCCGUCCGGUUCGAUCCCCAGGUUCAAUACAUUGACACUCCCACCACCGAGCUGUCGGAGGAUGAGGGAUCCCAUUCCGAGAUGACCGUGCAUGAGAUGAUGCUUCUUGCCCAAAAGGCGGGCUGUUCUCAGGCUUCCUUGAAUCAAUCCGAUGUAGACGAUGUCCUCUAUGACGACGGUGACUGUGAUCGCAAGGAGUUCUUCCGUAUGAAGACCACCCAGCUAGAGGACUUCACACGCGAUGCGGUGGAGGUGGACCAGCGUCUCUUUAUCGCGUACAUGCACGGAAUCCAUGGCAUCGCCGACACGAACUACAAAACUUAUCUCCGCACUCAGGCGGACAAUAUCAGACAUGGUCAGGAGACCGAGUCCAUGCAUCCCGAUGAUCCCCCUUGCAUGUACCUGGACCUGAUCCUCGAUCAUGUCAUCGGAGUCUUUCGGAACCUUCUUGCUGAAGACGAGCUCAAUGGACUGAUUGAACUUCGCAAGGAGGAUUUGGCUAUUGAGCCUGCCUCGGUGGCUGCUUCAGCAGGCCCAAACCCCCACCAAGUUUUGCUAGAGAAAAUUGAGAAGUUUCUCCUAAACCGACUGACUAAUGGUCAUGUGGACGUUCUCCCCGAUGAGUUAAGUUUCUUUGCUGGCGGGAUUGCACAUGCACUCGGCACUGAGGAUUUGCCGCCAUUCGUCUGA